CAUCUAGAGGCUCGUCGCUGCGGCGUGGCCAGGCCCGGGACGAUGCCGCCCCCCGCAGACAUCGUGAAGGUGGCCAUCGAGUGCCCGGGGGCCUUCCCCAAGCUCAUGGAGAUCGACCAGAAGAAGCCCCUGUCCGCCGUGAUAAAGGAAGUGUGCGAUGGGUGGACGCUCACCAACCACGAGUGCUUUGCCCUGCAGCACGCCGACAGCUCCAACUUCUACAUCACCGAGAAGAAUCGCAACGAAAUAAAAAACGGAGCUAUUCUGCGGUUGGCCACAUCACCAGCUCAAAAUGCCCAGCAGCUCCAUGAGAGGAUCCAGUCUUCAAGCAUGGAUGCCAAACUGGAGGCCCUGAAAGAUCUAGCCAGCUACUCCCGGGACAUCACGUUUGCCCAGGAGUUCAUCAAUCUGGAUGGCAUUUCUCUCCUCACCCAGAUGGUGGAAAGCGGGACUGAGCGCUACCAGAAGCUGCAGAAGAUCAUGAAGCCCUGCUUCGGGGACAUGCUGUCCUUCACCCUGACGGCAUUCGUGGAGCUCAUGGAUCAUGGCAUCGUGUCGUGGGAUACCUUCUCUGUGGCCUUCAUCAAGAAGAUCGCCAGCUUCGUGAACAAGGCGGCCAUCGACCUGUCCAUCCUGCAGCGCUCGCUCGCCAUCCUGGAGUCCAUGGUGCUCAACAGCCACGACCUGUACCAGAAGGUGGCGCACGAGAUCACCAUCGGCCAGCUCAUCCCCCACCUCCAGGGAGGUGCCCUCGAGGGUGGGAGCCUCACGGUCCAGGCUCCGGGGCCCCCCCUCCACCCUGACUGCGCCCCUCACCUGCCCCGUGUGGGCUUCUCUCCCCUCCCCGUCCCGCAGCACGUCAUCCGAGCCCAGAGAGCCAUCAACAACGAGAUGGCCCACCAGCUGUACGUCCUGCAGGUGCUCACCUUCAACCUCCUGGAGGACAGGAUGAUGACCAAGAUGGACCCCCAGGACCAGGCCCAGAGGGACAUCAUCUUUGAGCUGAGACGCAUCGCCUUCGACGCCGAGUGUGAGCCCAGCAACAGCAGCGGGAGCAUGGAAAAGCGCAAGUCCAUGUACACGCGGGACUACAAAAAGCUGGGCUUCAUCAACCACGUGAACCCGGCCAUGGACUUCACCCAGACGCCCCCCGGAAUGCUGGCCCUCGACAACAUGCUCUACUUUGCCAAACACCACCAGGAUGCGUACAUCCGGAUCGUCCUAGAGAACAGCAGCCGAGAAGACAAGCACGAGUGCCCCUUCGGCCGCAGCAGCAUCGAGCUGACCAAGAUGCUCUGUGAGAUCCUCAAAGUGGGAGAGUUACCCAGUGAGACCUGCAACGACUUUCACCCCAUGUUCUUCACCCAUGACCGGUCCUUUGAGGAAUUCUUUUGCAUCUGCAUCCAGCUGCUGAACAAGACUUGGAAGGAGAUGAGGGCAACUUCGGAAGACUUCAACAAGGUCAUGCAGGUGGUGAAGGAGCAGAUUAUGAGGGCUCUCACGACCAAGCCUAGCUCCCUGGACCAGUUCAAGAGCAAACUGCAGAACCUGAGCUACACGGAAAUCCUGAAAAUCCGCCAAUCGGAGAGGAUGAACCAGGAGGAUUUCCAGUCUCGGCCGAUCUUAGAACUGAAGGAGAAGAUCCAGCCUGAAAUCUUAGAGCUCAUCAAACAACAGCGUCUGAAUCGCCUCGUGGAGGGCACCUGCUUCAGGAAACUCAACAGCCGAAGGAGACAAGACAAAUUCUGGUACUGCCGGCUGUCGCCCAAUCACAAAGUGCUGCACUACGGAGACCUGGAGGAGAGCCCGCAGGGGGAGGUGCCCCACGACUCCCUGCAGGAUAAACUGCCCGUGGCCGACAUCAAAGCGGUGGUGACGGGGAAGGACUGCCCGCACAUGAAGGAGAAGGGCGCCCUGAAGCAGAACAAGGAGGUCCUGGAGCUCGCCUUCUCCAUCUUGUAUGACUCCAACUGCCAGCUGAACUUCAUCGCUCCCGAUAAGCACGAGUACUGCAUCUGGACGGACGGGCUCAACGCCCUGCUGGGCAAGGACAUGCUGAGCGAGCUCACGCGCAACGACCUGGACACGCUGCUCAGCAUGGAGAUCAAGCUGCGGCUGCUCGACCUGGAGAACAUCCAGAUCCCCGACGCGCCGCCCCCCAUCCCCAAAGAGCCCAGCAACUACGACUUCGUCUAUGACUGUAACUGAGGCCGGACUGAGCCACGUGGCGGCCGGGCCAAGCCCCGCCCACGCCCCGCCCCCAGCCCCGCCCCGCCAGAGACUGCCGCGCUGCCCGCUUCCCUUCUCACUGCUGCAGCCCCGGAGCGGCCCGGAGGGGGAGGGAGAGGGGCAGCCCCCCCCAGGGGGCCUGGGCGGAGCCGCCAGCCUCCCUCCCUCCCCAAGGACCAGAAGGAGGACCUUCAGCCCCAGCCUGGCCUCCCAAAGGACAAACGGGCUGGAUUCAGGGCCCGGACCCCGCUCUCGGCCCUCCCUCCCCGCUGCCCCCGCCCUGCUUCUGGGCUCUCCCUUCCCCAACGGAUGCCCUCUAGUCUAUUAACUCAAAGCACAAGUCAUGCAGCCCUGAGUUGGGUCUCUCUCCUCUUCCCUUUCUUCUUUCUUCUGCCCCCUCUGCUCGCUCCCCCUCUCUUCCCCUCCCCCUUCU
Molecule: messenger RNA, 2662 nt
Organism: Gracilinanus agilis (Agile Gracile Mouse Opossum)
Lineage: Eukaryota; Metazoa; Chordata; Mammalia; Didelphimorphia; Didelphidae
Gene: ELMO1
Product: engulfment and cell motility 1
Exons: 19
Coding region: 43-2208 (721 amino acids)
Biological process (GO): actin filament organization; cell motility
Cellular component (GO): guanyl-nucleotide exchange factor complex; plasma membrane
Source: RefSeq, a predicted model, not a curated record